Acanthosepion pharaonis is the source of this 4890-nucleotide messenger RNA. NCBI's taxonomy places the organism in Eukaryota, Metazoa, Mollusca, Cephalopoda, Sepiida, Sepiidae. The record is from the annotation of a GenBank genome assembly.
AUGAGUAAACCUCACGGCCACAGGACAUUUCACGGACUCAAAAACUGGCCCCUUUUCAGCUACUUCCACCGCUCCAGAGGCAUGCCAGUAUCCAGUCCUGCUGGUAAAGAUCACCCGACGAAAAGCGACGCCCCCAUGCAUAUGCCAGUGGGAAUGCAACAAAACUUUGGCCCGCCUAUGAUGCCUCAACGUCCACCGCGUUAUGGCAAUGCUCAUAUCAGCCAAGGACCUGGAGAUCAUUAUGACGGGUUUAUAGGCGAUGUUGGUAAACCAGUUCACAUGGACAAAAGACACCCCGCCGAUAAAGACAGGCACCGUCCCAUAGACGGCAACGCGAGUUAUGACGGGAACAUGGAGUGUAUGCCGAAAAUGGAUAUGCCAGGAAGAGACAUCGAUUCUCAGGGAGGGUUUGUCGAAACUUCAAGAGCUCCUGACGGUAAAUUUGCUGACGCUCAAGGGAGAAAUUCCGUUAACAAGCGCACUGCCGAUCAAGACGGCAAAGGUCCUGACAUGCCCAACUUUCCUAUGGACUUUGGGGACCACUACAUGGAAGGCCAGGAUCAGCCGUUUGCCCCCUACAUGGACCGUGACUAUAUGAGAAAUAUGGAGCCAAUGGACAUGCGUUAUAUGGUACCAGGACGCUUCAGUUUGCAUAUGGAGAACCCGGAAAGAUAUAUGGACUUGUCUCGCUUUACAAUGGAUUUCGAAGGAAGAUAUAUGGACCCCAAUGGCCGAUUGUUUUACCCUUUCGGUAGACGGGGUAGCAAUCGAAUGAUCGACAUGAUGAGACCCCAAAUACCACGAAACGAAAUAGGAGAUGAAAUAACUGAACAGGAACUCAUCCAAAGUGGUAUGUUGGUUGUCACAGAUAUAGAUUACCAUCUGCAUGAGAAUGUCCGUCACCAUCACACUGAGCAAUUUGACCUCGCCCAGAAUGGCCAGCUGAUCGUCCGUCGUGGUCAGCCCUUCAUGCUGACCAUUCACUUUAAUGAAGAAUACGAUGAAAGUAAACACAGCCUCAAGUUCAUCUUCCAAAUUGGUGACAACCCGAUGCCUUCCCAGAAAACCGAAGUCAAAUUCGGUUUCGUUGAUAAAUGGUACCCUGAGGAAUGGGGCGCUAAAAUGGUCUCUCGCCAAGAUAAUUUCAUCACUCUCUAUAUCCACCCUGGUUGCGACUGCUUGGUUGGGGUGUGGGAUUUCAUGUUAGAGACCAUGGCCUUUGGCAAGGGAAGCUACUGUUUCGAUCAGUUUGAGCCUAUCUACAUUUUAUUUAACCCUUGGUGCAAAGUCUCUCUCUUUCAUCCUCUUUCCUGCAGUCUCUCUCUCCUCUCUCUCUCUAUCUAUCUCUCUCGUUAUCUUUUCUGCAGUCUCUCUUUCCUUCUCUUUCUUGCUGUUUUCUCUCUCUCUCUCGCAAUAAAAAUUCUCUUUCCUCUAGUCUUCUCUCUCUCUCUCUCUCUCUCUCUCUCUCUCUCUCGCGAACUCUUUCCUGUAUCUCUCUCUCUCUCUCUCUCUGUUCUCUCUCUCUUUUCUUCUCUUCUCUUUCCUGCUUCUUUCUGUCUCUUUCUCGUUCUCUUUCCUGCAGUCUCUGUCUGUCUCUCUCUCGUUCUCUUUCCUGUAGUCUCUCUCUAUCUCACUCUCUUUCCUGUAGUCUCUCUCUAUCUCGUAAUCACUCUUUCCUGUACUCUAUAUAUCGCACUUUCUUUCCUGUUCUCUCUCUCUCUCUCUCUCUCUCUCUCUCUCUCCCUCCCUCCUAUCACUUUUCUCCUCUUUCUUGUUUUCUCUUUUUCCUGUCGUCUUCGUCGCCGAGACCAAAUCUAUAUGGACGACAAAGAUCUUCUCCAUGAAUACGUCCUAAACGAUCAUGGACACAUCUUCCAAGGGAGUGGCAGUUCCAGUGUCUACCAGAAACCCUGGAAUUACGGUCAGUUUGACGACGACAUCUUGGAUAUUUCUUUGUAUCUGAUGAGGCAAGGUUUUCUGGAUUACAACAUCCAGAUGAGCAAUCCGGUGCGUAUUGUCCGUGCCUUAGCCCAAAUGAUGAAUUCACCCGAGAACAACGGCGUUAUGAUGAGAAGCAGCACUGGUGACUUCAGCGAUGGUAAAAAGCCUGCUGCCUGGGGUGGCAGUCCCAGAAUUCUUCAGCAGUUCAUUGACACCAAAGAACCGGUGCGUUAUGGUCAAUGCUGGGUCUUCGCCGCUCUGAUGACAACAGUUUGUCGCGCGCUCGGUAUUCCUUGCAGGACUGUGACCAACUUUAAUUCGAAUCACGACAGCGAUGACAACGUUACUGUCAAUAUCUACCUGGAGGAGGACGAAGAAGGAAACAUUUACGAACGCAAGGAAAAUAACCUUUGGAGUUUCCAUGUCUGGAAUGAUGUUUGGAUGGGACGCCCUGAUCUUCCCGUCGGCUACUGCGGCUGGCAAACCAUUGACCCCACUCCACAGGAAGCCAGCGACGGGUUCUACUGUUGUGGACCGGCCCCACUGAAGGCUCUCAAAAAUGGUGAGAUCAACCAAACCUUUGAUACCAACUUUAUCUUUUCGGAAUUGAACUCGGAUCGAGUUUAUUGGAUGAAGAACGCACAGAAUGGCAAAUGGGAGAUUGUGCACAUCGAAAAAGAUGCUUCUUUCUUUCUUUCUCUUCUUUCUUUCUCUUCUUUCUUCUUUCUUUCUCUUCUUUCUUCUUUCUUUCUCUUCUUUCUUUCUUUCUCCACCAUUUGUUUCUUUCUUUCUCCACCAUUUGUUUCUUUCUUUCUCGUCCAUUUGUUUGUUUCUUUCUUUCUCGUCCAUUUGUUUGUUUUUUUCUUUCUCGUCCAUUUGUUUGUUUCUUUUCUUUCUCGUCCAUUUGUUACUUUCUUUUCUUUCUCGUCCAUUUGUUUCUUUUUUUGUCAUUCUCGUCCAUUUGUUUCUUUUUUUGUCAUUCUCGUCCAUUUGUUUCUUUUUUUUUUGUCAUUCUCGUCCAUUUGUUACUUUUUUGUCAUUCUCGUCCAUUUGUUACUUUUUUGUCAUUCUCGUCCAUUUGUUAUUUUUUUGUCAUUCUCGUCCAUUUGUUACUUUUUUGUCAUUCUCGUCUUUUUUUUUUUUUUUGUCAUUCUCGUCCAUUUUUUUCUUUUUUUUUUUCGUCCAUUUGUCGUUUUUUCAUGUUCAUCCAUUCAAUUUGUUUUCCUCCGUUUGUUUGUUUCUUUCUUUCUCGUCCAUUUGUUUCUUUCUUUCUUUCUUUCUUUCUCGUUCAUUUGUUUCUUUCUUCUCUAUUUUUCUUUCUUCUCCUUUAUUUGUUACUCUAUCUGCCUUUCUUUUCUCCUCUAUUUUUGCUUUCUCUCUUUUCUCCUCUAUUUUUGCUCCUCUCGCUCUCUCUCUUUCCUCCUCUACUUUUUUGCUCCUCUCGCUCUCUCUCUUUUCUCUUCUAUUUUUCUUUCUGCCUCUAUUGUCUUUUUCACUCUCUAUUUCUAUUUUAGUGUUUUUCUUUUUUUUUCUCUUUUUCCCUGUUUUUCCUAUAACUUCAUUUUUUCGUUUUCUCUUUCUUUCUUUUUUCAUUUUCUCCUUUUAAUUCCUCUAUUCUCAUUUUUUUUCUCCUUUCGUUUUUGCUUUCACCUUUUCUUUUUCUCUUUGUUCUUUUUCGUCUUCUCUUUUUUCAUUUUUUCCUUUCAUUUCCUUUACCCCCAUUUCUUCCCCCUCCACAAUCUUUUCUCCAUAACGUUUAUUCUUUCGCUUCUAUUAUUUUUGCCUAUUAGUUUAUUUUCCUUUUCUUAUUCUCAUAUCUUUCUUGUUCUAUUUUCUUUUUCUCCUUCUCUUUUUCACCUUUUCCUUCUUUCAUUCAUCUUUUCUCGUACAUUUUCUUUUUCUUUUCUUUCAUUUCCCCUUUCGUCUUUUUCCUUUUUUUUUUCUUCAUUUUUCACUUAUUUUCUUUUUCAACACCAUUUCUUUUUUUUUUCUUUCAUAUCUUUCUUUCUGUCUUUAUUUCGCCACUAUUUCUUUCUUCUUCUUCUCUCUCUUUUUUGCCUCAUGUUUAUAUUAUUCCUUUUUUUUUCUCUCUUUUUUCUUUUACGCCUUAUUCGACUCUUUGAAAAAAAUUUUCUUUCUUUUUUUUCUUUAAUUUAUUUCUUUCUUUGUCCUUUUUUUCUCUGUUACCAUUAUUCCUUUAUUUUUCUCUUACUUUCUUUUUCUCUUUUACCAUUUUCUUUUCGCCUUUUUCCUUUUCAUUUUCUCCUUCUCUUCCUUUCAUUGUUUUUCUCUUUUUUCUUUUUUCCUUUUUCUCUAUUUUUUCAUCUUUUUUUUUUUCAUCCUUCUCCUUUUUUAAUCCUUUUCUCUUUUUCAUCUUUCUCAUUUUUUCUUCUUUUUUCAUCCUUCUCUUUCAUCUUUCCCUUUUUUCAUUCUUCUCUUUUUUCGUCAUUCUCAUUGUUCAUCUUUCUCUUUUUCGUCCUUUUUUCUAAUCCUUAUCAUUUCUUUUUUUUCUUUUUUUUAUUUUUUCUUCUUUCUUUUUUAAUUUGCAAACGGAAAACAAUUUUCUUUUUCUUUUUCUUUCUCUUUUUCUUUCUCUUUUUCUUCUUUCUUUUUUCUUUUCUUUUUCUUUCUUUUUCUUCUUUCUCUUUUUCUUCUUUCUCUUUUUUAUACUUUUUUCUUCUUUCUGUUCUCUUUUUUUUCAUCCUUCUCUUUUUUUCGUUCGUCAUUUUCAGCUUUUUCGUCUUUUAUUUUCCUUAUUUUUUAUUUUAUUUUUUUUCAACUUUUUCUUUCUCAUUUCCUCUUUUUCUUCUUUUUUCUCUUUCUUCCUUUUCCUUUAUUUUUUCAUAUAAAAAUCUCUGUUUCUUUAUUUUUCUUCUUCCUGUUUCUUUUUCACCUCAAACUUUUUUCUUUCUUUUUAUGGAUCACUGGCCAAUGCAUUUCAUAUUUUGA